GGGGCGCCCUUGUAUAAUCAAGCUCUGCAUAGCCUUCACAAGACAAGCAAGACCAAAAGCAAUGCCUGAUUCAACUAACAAUUCAUCAUUCUUCGAGUCAUUGACCACAACAACUGGUACAAUAACGAACCAAAUAAAAAUAGAAGAGGCACAAGGAACCGCUAUGGUAGCUAUAAACGUAUUUCUUGCCGCUAUUGGGACAUGUGGGAACUUUCUGAUWAUUUUUAYUGUGUUCAAAACACCUCAGCUUCGUCAAAGACCAUCUAACCAUCUUCUCUUGAGCUUGGCAGUAGCAGAUUUGGUAGUGACCAUGGUAGCACAACCGUUAUAUGUUACAGCGACAGCUCUGAAAACGUUUAAAUACAAUUGCAAUUCAUCACUGGAAGCUGUCCAUCGCAUAGCAUCUCCAUUUUCUUGUAGUAGUUCGGCUUUUCAUCUUGCAGCCAUGAGCAUUGACCGAUUGAUUUCAGUGGUUAAACCUCAUCGUCACCGCGAAAUAAUGAAGAAAUGGCCCAAGAUAAUGUUGGCCAUUUGUUGGGGAAUAGCUAUCAUACUUGGCAGUUUACUCGACAUAUUCCCAGUAGUGAACUAUGUAGGUGUUGUCCUCAUUAUCCUAUGUGAAGUUGUAAUGAUUUCCUCCUACGGGAUGAUUCUUUACAAGAUCAAACGCUCCCAUAAAAUGGUAGUGACCGCAUCUUCGUCCACAGCAAGUGAAAGAGCCAUUGAGAAUCGAUUGUCUGGGACGAUUGCAAUCGUCAUCUUGUUGUUYGCAGCUUGCUGGUUYCCUCUUGUUGGGUACAGCUUCUCCCAUCCCGUGGAAGAUUUCGUCUGUGCAUUUGAUAUGAAACUCAACUGGGUCGCAACUGUACUGUUGCCAACUCCUCGAUGAAUUUCACUGUGAACAGUUUACAAAUCCGCYAAUUCCAUACAUAGCAUACAUAAGAAUCAUUCGUAGCAUGCUACAGUCAUUUGGACAGGUUGUGGGAAAAUGUUGUUGUAGCAAACGUCCGAUGCACCAAAAUACUCCUCAAGCAUGGAACGAAGUUUAAUUCAGCUUAGAUCUUUUGACAUUUGUGUACCUCAU
This is a messenger RNA of Exaiptasia diaphana, 1084 nucleotides long. Its product is annotated as cannabinoid receptor 1-like. Gene Ontology annotation, cellular component: membrane. Bases 62 to 889 code for a protein of 275 amino acids. The record is from RefSeq and is a predicted model, not a curated record. The transcript has a single exon. Gene Ontology annotation, biological process: G protein-coupled receptor signaling pathway. NCBI's taxonomy places the organism in Eukaryota, Metazoa, Cnidaria, Anthozoa, Actiniaria, Aiptasiidae. Gene Ontology annotation, molecular function: G protein-coupled receptor activity.